Molecule: messenger RNA, 2779 nt
Organism: Spirometra erinaceieuropaei
Lineage: Eukaryota; Metazoa; Platyhelminthes; Cestoda; Diphyllobothriidea; Diphyllobothriidae
Source: the annotation of a GenBank genome assembly
AUGCCCGACAAGUCCCACCUAGGUUCGUUUUGUGUUCGUUCUCUCGUUCAUCAUUGUUAAAUUUUGUUUUUCACCUUCCGCGUUUUCUCGAGUCAACCCUAUAAUCGCAUGCAUAUACAUACUAUUCCAUCAAUGCCUCUUAUUGAUAGUUCCUGAAGUCAACCCAUUAUUUUUUGCUACUGAGGUUCACACGCGUUCAUAUACACUGUUAUGAAAAACUUCCUCAUAGGAGUCUGCCUAUACUAUUCAUACUUAACGUUCACUUCUGAUGCGACGAGACUGUAUGAGAAGUAUGUAGGAUACACCGAGUCCAGAACCUCCGAUUAACAGGCGGGGUGUGAAGAUAAGGAAAAUGUUUCAUACAGACAGAAUUUAUUUGUCCCCUACUGAUCCUUUCGAAUCGGACAUUACAAUAUACAUGAAAAUCCUAACGGGAACGGACAACGGUAUUCCGGAUUAUCUAACUCAAAGAUUUGGCUCUGUUUGACAGUUUUAAGGUCAUCACUAUUAUCAACGAAACACCUGCCAAUUAUUUAAAUUAGGUUCUUUGAAUAUCCAGCUUUAAAGGUAUGUGAAAUUGCUGAAGCACCUGUUAACGGAAAACUGUGAAACAUAUAGUAACAGCAAUAAAGAUAUAAAUCGAGGAUAGCUGAUAAGGAGGAAGAAGUGUCACUCCAUACUGGUAUGCGAAUUCUGCGCUCGACUUAAUAUUUGUGUAAUUUCGACAAGGAAUGGGAUUCCGAAAAACCCAAAAUUGUCUUUUAAAACAAAAUCUUAAAACCGAUAACCCGGACAAGUUGUCGGCAUUGAGCCGACAUCCCAAAAAUAUGGCAUGAAUUAUAUAUAUUCAUAUAUACAUCCUCGAAGAAUCGUCAUUGUGAUAUAUAUCCAUGCGGUUAUCCCCUCAUCUGCAACUCGGAAAGUCUUAGAAACUUCCAUUCCAUUAAAUAAUUCUUAUAACAAAUCAAAACAUGAAUUGGAGCCGAACUUAUCAGUUAAAAGAACCAGAAAUUGCCCGCCCAUCAUCGAGGUACAGUAGGUCAUUAUUGAAACUCAGAUGAAAUAAUCAUAUAAAUUAAUAGGCCCGUCUAAUAAGGUCACACCCCUUUUAAGAGGUUUGCAUGAAUUUACUGAUCUAGUUGCAAAAAGACAAGCAUUCGCUUCACUGGUCGUCACUGUGUGUAUUUAGUCAGCUCAGCAAGUACCCACCUCGUGUCGCUCUGUAGAUGCAGUUGUGCAUGGCCUUGUCCGAUGUAUCGUUCAUAAUUCUACAAAUAGUAUGGUCAAUUGAAGACGCUUUCGACUUCUACGGCAAACUUGGCAUGUUUGCGUCCUCCACGUAGGCCACACUGUAGAAGCAACCACACAAGUAAAGUACUUCAUGUAAUCUUUGGAGAAUGGUAGUGGACGGGACCAUCAAUUGAAGGUCCAGUCUCUAAAACCUCCGUUUGGUUCCUGAUAGCACGCAUUUUAGUUCAUACUGAAGGUAUGCGAACAUGCCAUUUUGAACAGAAACUGAUGUUAUUUUAAAAAAGCCCGGGGUUUCUAUAGAAGAAGUAUCGAUGUAGCGCCCGUAUUAAGCGCUUAUCGCCACAAAAGUUUUAUUUAUACUUAUAAAAUUCUGGAAAUCAUCCAUUAAUUGAAAUAUAAUGCCUCUUAAAAUGUCUGAGUAUUCUUUUAAAAGUUGCAAAUAAUGUCACAUAUGUGACAUUGUUUGUAUAUGCCUCCCCAAACAUGGUUUUACCGAUUUUGUAGCAAGAUGGGUAAUUCACAGCAUUCAGAGAGGUCUAAAAAGGGUUGGCAAGCGUUAUUCAGACAUAUUGUACUUGGUCUUAUGAAAACCUGAUAAAUAUACCGCAACUGAAGUCUAAGUGUUCUAUUAAGGGGUUUUGGGAACGUUAACGCAAAGAUUAAACCUUAGUGGAAAUUGGCAUUGUGGACAUUUCCGAGUUCCCAAAAUAUUAACAAUGGACUAAAAACGUUUGAUUGGUUCUCCUAAUUAUUAAGGACCUUUGUCAUUUGCACAUAAGCGUUCUAUUUAAGUUUUAAAGCUUAACGUUGGUGAGAGUUAUCUCGAAGGUUCAAUUUCAAUUCAAUUCAAAGUCAACACCACUUACGGAGUUAACAAUGUCCUUUCAGUUAAGACGGCAUGUCUAGAGCCACAAAAGAUGUUGGGCAAAUACGCAUAAACAGAAACCGAACAAAGUUUUAAGAUAGCUAUUAAUUAUUUGUUCACUUUUGAUCGACAACUCAAACGAAUAUGCAAAUAAGUAGGAAAACUAAUGGUCCUAAUAAUAGCAUUUUAUGUUGUCUUAUUGCAGCAGUAAUAAAAUCGUUGAGUCGUUUUAACGUUAUCUGAGACGAAAUUGCUUUAAUGCUAAUUGUUUAGACUUUCAAAACAUGUGCACUAGUGGUAAAUGUUUCUCUUUUAGCAAUGUCUUCGAAAACUCGCUGUUCUGUUCUUACGGAUUUAAGUCUACUGAAUCUGGCGAGAGCUUUGAAAGAUGAAGAUGUUUUAGUCUUUGUCCUCUUGGAUAUUCCCGAGACAACAAUUGUCACGUUCUAUGAAGAAUGCAAGGCUCUUAAUCAAAAAAACAACGCCUUCAAACAGCGAUGUCUUUUGCAUUGGAAGGAGCUCCGAGCAAAUGUAAGGGACUCCAAAAAACUUAAACAGCUUGACUGGGCAUUACGGGAGUCCGGUCAAAAGGAAGUUGCUGAUGUGGUCAAGGAGCGCAAUAGCUUAGAUCUUCAAAUUACUAAAGAACUGUUUACAACGUGA